Messenger RNA from Drosophila gunungcola (fruit fly), 3550 nucleotides. RefSeq lists its product as uncharacterized. The transcript has a single exon. Lineage: Eukaryota; Metazoa; Arthropoda; Insecta; Diptera; Drosophilidae. The record is from RefSeq and is a predicted model, not a curated record. The coding region runs from base 2604 to 3233 and encodes 209 amino acids.
UUCGGUUGAGUUUUUCGAGUUGUGGUAUUUUUUCAGAGUUUCAGAGAGCGGUGUAAUGUUAUUUAGUUUUACGUUUUUUUUUUUUUUUUGUUUUUGUUAUGGUAAGCAUAUUUUGAGAAAAAGGUGAAAAGAAGAAGAAGAAAAGUUUAUUAUUGCAAUUUGUAUAAAUUUACAGUUGAGUGUAGCUUUUGGUUUUUCUUUUGUCGCAUGUUUCUGUAGCUGUUGUUGUACUUGUUCUUGUGGCUGGUGUUGAUUUUGGUGUUGUUGUAUUGUAGUUGUAGUUGUUUGUGUAACUUAAGAACUAAUCGAAUCGGUAAGUGCAAGUUAGUUGGGAGCCAAUAUCUGAACAGAACUCAGGAAACAUCAAACGAUAACGGAACCAAUAAGAAACUCAAGGAAUGUCGAAAAGGAAAAAAAAAAUGAAAAGAAUUACGACAACAUCCAACAAAUACGUUACGAUAUACGGACCACUUGCGAUCAAACUGUGCAGUUGAUCUAUGGAAUAUAGUACAGUCAGAGGGUUACGUUUCAGAGAGAUCGACAGAUUCGAUUGGCUUCUUGACAUUCCGUCAAAAGUGGAUGUUGAAAAGUACAAAAUAUAGAGUUUCUGAAGGUUUUUGUGCAACAAAAUAAACAUAUCGAUCGGUGCGGUUGCUUAACACUUUCAUUAUUUACAGAAGGAAAGUAGGUGCUAAGGAUCGAUCUUGGAAGUAUCUUGAAAAGACCGCCAAAUCUUGGGGUCUUUACGGAGGUGAAAAAACAUGAGUCGUAUAUUACAAAAUCAAAAUGAUAAGUUCGAAGAUGAGGAAACAAAAUACGUAUAGAUGAACACUUUUCGUUUUUGGUCGUUGGAAAUUUUUUCUGUUUGUCUGUUGCAACAGUUUGGUUGGUUUUUAUACAUACAAGCUUUAUAUGACUUUCUUUUUGGAUUUCUUAUUUUUUGUUUUUUUUUUUUCAGUUGCUUUGUUAAAACAAAAUGUACACAUAUUGUUGUAUUUUUUAUAUAUCUGUAUUGAUAUUUGUCAAAGCGCAGUGGGAAGUUUUGUUGUAUUUCAUUUUGCCUUCACUAUAAUCAAAAAGAAACAGAUAAAACACAAAAACAUUUGGAAAAACUUUGUCGGAGAACUGAAACCGAAAAAAACUUUCAAUCGAUGCGAAUUACUUGUUGGCAUAUUAGCGGAGGAAGCGCAGGCAGAUGAUGGGUCGGAUUCGGAUUCGGAUUCGGAUUCGGAAUCGGUGGGGAUUAACUAAUGCAACUAAUGCAAGCACUAUUACCGUAUAGCUUUAAAAAUCUAAAACGUGUGUAUACUGUAUGUGAAGGAGGGAAGUGACUAAUGGGGACUCUAAUGAAUGAAUGGAAACGAUAUGAUAAUUGACCUGCUUAUACUAUAUAGUGGUGUAAAUGAGUUCGAUCGGAGAACGAGUCUUUCGCAUCUCCCAUUCAUAAGUCGAGCUGAACUGAAGCUAAAACUGGAUUUGGAAUUGAAGCAGGUGUAGGGCAAGUCAAGUUCAGAAAUCUCGCUCUUGGCGACUUAACAAGUGGCUCGUGCCCAGGUGAACUACCCCACUGCGGUUGAUUAUAAUGCUAAUUAAUCCCCAGUCAUGUUGCUGAUCGGCCCAACCAGCCUCUAGCUAAUGGCCUGGGUUUUCUGAUCCAAUCACACUCAUACACGGUUCGAAGUAACUCACUCAUCCACUGACGCAAAGCCCGAAGACACCUGUGAAAUAUGAUGUCGCACCACGGGAAAAUCUUUAAAUUUCAAAACACUACUGAACAGGGAGAAAGAACUCUCUCUCUCUUACAGAUUAUUCACCUUGAACCUGUUUCAAAGUGCGGGCUGUCAGAUCGGUCUGACUGAUUAAUUAGCCACAAUUAUUGGCAGACUAUCUAUAUUAGCUGCAGUCGUGUAUGAAAUCACGCCGAAAGUAUUUUUUAAUAUCGAAAAAUCAUCACCGUUCGAAGACAAAGACGCGGGACAAUUUACCUCACCAAAGCGCUUAAAUCACAUAAUGAAUUAUUUAAGUUCAGCAUGAAUCACAGUCCGUAAUUUAACAAAAAAAACUCAAUUUUCAAGACUGAAGCUCGAAAUUUCGCCCGUCGACCUGAGUGGCUUACCAAAUGAUCUACGAGAUGCAAAUCCGUAAGGUAAAUAAACGCUCAACUUGUCACUCAACCUGUUUUGCACAUUGUAAUGUAAUUCGAAAACUAUCUACAGUCUACAGUCGAUCUACAAUCGAAAUCGAAAUCAAAAUCUGAGGAAGUGGCAGACUGGCAGUUCCAAGAAAUCUCGCAAAUAUUCCUGGGAUCCACUUGUUGUGACGUAGUGCUCGUUUGUUUACGCUCCAAAUGUGGCUUUUGUAAACAGUGAAUGAUAAAGCAAUAUCCGACUGAUAACCGGCUUGGAGCCACCGAUGCACUCAGUUCGCGGGCCGAGAGCCUGACUCUGAGCUUGGCUUCGGAGCCCAGUAGUUGGCGAUCGGUGCUGUAAUCCGAAGGCUUACAGUUUAUAUAUAGCGCGGUGAGGCGCGCGAGCGUCAUUUAGUCACGAAGCUUUAACCAAACCGGACCGAAGCGCGAACCGCGAAGCGCACACCUAGCCACAAUGUUUCAGAAAAGGAUUAUCGAGUUGAUCACGGUGCUGGUGUACUGGGUGAUCAUCACGCCGACCACCUACAAGUAUUGCACCGAAAAUGGAGUGGUGCGGAUGAGCUUUGACACCCUGGUGGGCACCGUGGGCGACCACUGCACCCUGGCCCUCUGCCUGAUGAUUGGAUACGUCGUCUUCUACCGCAUCAUCAUAUUCAUCUACAUGAAGCUGAAGGUCUGCGACAUACGGAUGUGGGACGAGCUGCAGCGGGCCAAGGAGGAUCCGGAGGCGCAUUUGGACAAGAAGUCCUACUACCAGCCCGUGUCCACCGAGAACAUCGAUGUGGUGGACUCUGGCAAGAAGAAGGGCAAGCCAGCGACUCCGAAGAUGAUCAGGACCAUCAGCAAUCCGCUGCUCAUCGAAAGCGAUCUGGCACGCAUCCACAUAAAACACGAGACGCGGCCGCUGGAAAGUGCCACCCUACCCAGGCUGCAGCAGGCACAGGUCCACCCUAGCCCCAGUCCCAGCCUGAGAUGUGCACCACCCGUGCCGCAAAUGCAGAAAAGCGCCACUCUGCCGAAUCAGCACAGCAAGGGAGUGAUUAUGUCUCCCAAGGUUCUGAUGCCCAGACCUCAACAGGUGUAGACAUAUGUGAUUAUUGCUAAGGAGUCGGCUCAUAUUAACGAACUUCUGAGCUCAACUUAAAAGGAUCAAGUCCGCAUCAAGUAUUAGCUACUGCCCAAAGAUCGAUAAUCGAAAGAACACGAAAUUAGUCAAUUAUCACAUUCCAGUGUACUCGUUCGUGCGAGCUAAAUUAAUUCUUUAGUUAGUGAAUAUAUAUUUAUUGCUAGUCAUAAGGCAGCUAUUGUUAUCUGUGCAACUAUUUAUCGCAACGCUUAUGCGUAAUAUGCGUGAAUUUAUGAAAAAGAAAUAAAUUAAAUGCAUCUUUUGUAAAAAUAAAA